Messenger RNA from Durio zibethinus, 2173 nucleotides. Its product is annotated as Tetratricopeptide repeat (TPR)-like superfamily protein. NCBI's taxonomy places the organism in Eukaryota, Viridiplantae, Streptophyta, Magnoliopsida, Malvales, Malvaceae. Gene Ontology annotation, biological process: RNA modification. Gene Ontology annotation, molecular function: protein binding; RNA binding. The record is from RefSeq and is a predicted model, not a curated record.
UCCCGCCAAACCCAACCUAACCACUUGAAAUUUCGGUGAACUAUGACGAUACAGGAAUAGAACAGUAUGAGCAGGGCUUGCCUUCAGCUAGAGCGAAAGAUCCUCCGCCUCCUCCAUGGCCAGAAAACCCGAAAAAACCUCCGCGAAAUUCAUGCUCAUUUCAUCCGUCAAUGCCUUCACCGAUCCAACCAAAUCCUUGCCCACUUUGUCUCUGUUUGCGGUCACCUUAACAAAAUGGACUAUGCAAAUCUUGUGUUUUUGCAGACCCACAAUCCCAAUAUUUUGCUUUUUAACUCUAUGGUCAAAGGGUAUUCUCUCAACGGUCCCUUCGAAGAAGCUGUUACGUUGUUUUCUUUGAUGAAAAGUCAAGGGAUUUGGCCUGAUGAAUACACGUUUUCGCCUUUGCUUAAGGCGUGUUCGGGUGUUGGUGAUGUAAAAAUUGGAGAAUGCAUUCAUGGGGAAGUUAUUAAAUCUGGGUUUGAGCGUUUUGGCUCGGUUCAGAUUGGGAUUGUGGAAUUAUACAGUUCUAUUGGGAGAAUGGACGAAGCAAAGACGCUGUUUGAUGGAAUGUCUAAGAGGGAUGUGAUUGUUUGGAAUUUGAUGAUUCGUGGCUUUUGUAAGAGAGGGGAUGUUGAUAUGGGGUUAAAUUUAUUUAGGCAGAUGAUUGAAAGGAGUGUAGUUUCUUGGAAUUUGAUGAUUUCUUGCUUGGCACAAGGUGGAAGGCAUAGUGAAGCUUUGGCACUUUUUCAUGAAAUGAGGGAACUGGGGUUCCCACCUGAUGAGGCUACUGUGGUUAUUGCGUUGCCUAUUUGUGCUCAUUUAGGGGCUAUUGAUGUUGGUCAAUGGAUUCACUCUUACGCUGAAUCAAGUAGGCUUUAUCAAAAUGUGGUUUCUGUGGGAAAUGCAUUGGUGGAUUUUUAUAGUAAAUGUGGAAAUUUGGAAACUGCCCUUCAGGUUUUUAAAGAUAUGCCUUGUAAAAAUGUUGUGUCAUGGAAUGCAAUGAUUUCUGGUCUGGCUUUUAAUGGGAGAGGGGAACUUGGUGUUGAGUUGUUUGAGGAGAUGAUCAACAACGGUGAGAGGCCUAAUAAUGCGACUUUUAUAGGGGUGCUAACAUGCUGUGCACAUGCAGGAUUGAUCGAAAAAGGGCAAGAGUUGUUUGCUUCAAUGAGCGAAAAAUACCAUAUUGAUCCUAAACUUGAGCAUUAUGGAUGCAUGGUUGAUCUCCUUGCACGCAAUGGAUGUGUGAGAAUGGCUUAUGACUUGAUUAGAAGCAUGGAUAUUAUGCCCAGUGCCACUUUAUGGGGUGCCUUGCUUAGUGCUUGCCGUACUUAUGGUGAAUUAGAGCUAGCAGAACUUGCUGUUAAAGAGCUUAUCAAUCUUGAACCAUGGAAUUCAGGUAAUUAUGUAUUGUUGUCAAAUAUUUAUGCAGAAGAAGGGAGAUGGGAUGAAGUAGAGAAGAUAAGGGUAUUGAUGAGGGAAAAGAGUGUCAAGAAAGCAAUGGGACAAAGCGCAACAGGGUGAUUAUAUACCAUCUUUUUAGUAUAUUGUUUUGAUAAUUAUAAUUUCCAUUUUUUUCAGCAAUGAUGGCUAAAGAACCUACCUAAUAAAUUUGGAGAUUUCUUUUUUUUCUUAUUUUGGAAAUAAAUUAGCUGGUUCACUUUAUGUCAAAUACAUGGAUAUCAAUCCAUACCGAUUAUAUCUCUAACAGAAGAGUAUUUAUCCAAUGAGAAUUAUGUACAAUUCGUUUUUGAUGAAAAAUAUGUAUAAUGUUAGGUUUUUACUUUAAAAAACCUAAAAUAUAAAAUUUUACUUUGAGUGUAAUUUAUAUAUUGCAAGGCCAUUCAUAGGAAUGGCCUAGCUUCAUACACCCUAUUGCCUUUCACAGCAUAGAAACAAAGAACCAAAGAAUGGAGAUCGUGGUGGGCAAAGAAGAGGACAGGUUAUGGUACGCCACGAAUGCGUGAGAAUGGCUUAUGACUUUGGCUUAGAAUCAUUCUAUAAAAAUGCUUGUAUGUUCUUGAUCAGUAUGUUUGGAGCAGGUGCUGUUGCUGUACAAAAGCAUCCGUACAUUAAUUCCUCACUGAGAACAAAUCUUAUGCUCUCCUAGUUUUGUUUGGUUAAAUAUAGAAGGCCAAAUUUCACCAUGAUAGUGAAAAUCUCUUGAUUUGCACCC